Messenger RNA from Paramecium tetraurelia, 1785 nucleotides. RefSeq lists its product as uncharacterized. NCBI's taxonomy places the organism in Eukaryota, Ciliophora, Oligohymenophorea, Peniculida, Parameciidae. The transcript is spliced from 3 exons. Gene Ontology annotation, molecular function: ATP binding; protein kinase activity. The record is from RefSeq and is a predicted model, not a curated record. Gene Ontology annotation, biological process: protein phosphorylation.
AUGGGUUAAGUUUAACAGUCCAAAUAACACUUUUUGAAAAAUUGGUAAAAGGUUGAUUCUAGAGAAAGCAGAGUUUUCGGAUGUGAAAUUGAGGUCUACACAAAUCAAAUGGAAGAAGUAGCUGUAGUGCAUAAAGUUUAUUAAAGCGAGAUGCAUUAUCAAAAAGAAUUGAAGAGAUUGGAACAAUAUUAGUAAAUUAGUUAGAUGCCAGGUUUGAUUCGCCUAUUAGACAUUCAGAAAGAGGAAGAGUCAACGUUGUGUAGUAAUUUAUUUAAAAUCGAUGCUAUCUUUGAAUUUGGAAAUUAACUACCAGCUAAUUUGCCUUGGUUUUAGUUUUUACAAUAAAUCAUUCACACCUUGAUUGAAUUGCAGAAUCGUGAUAGAUAUCACGGAGAUUUGAGACCGCAGUCUUUUAUGUAUACAAAUCAAGUGAAAUUACUUUUACCAAAUGUGGAUUAAUAUAAUAGAUUUUUGAGUGGUUUUGAAGAAUACUGUUACCUUUCACCAGAGUUGUUUUUUCAAUUAGGCAGAAAAGUCUUCAAGCCAGAAUAUAAUAAGGAGAAAAGUGAGGUCUUUACAAUUGGAUUGGUCUGUUUAGAACUCAUUUUAUAAGAAUAGAUACAAAAAAUUUAUGAUUUCCAAGAAUACAACAUAAAAUAAGAAGUUCUGAAUGAAAUGCUAAGUAGAGCCAACAAUAAAUUAGUCAGUCGAAUGUUAUCUUUUAAACCAGAAGAUAGACCAAAUUACUUGUAGAUAUACGAGGAGAGCAUAGUAGAAUUGAUGCAAUAAUCGAUGAACAGCAAUAAUAAAGUCAUAAUACCUAACAACCAAAAUGAUAUUUUGAAUGAACAUGCAAUUGAGAUCCAAUCACGAGUAUUAGUAAGAGAACAACAAUCAUAGGCGCAGUCAUUUAUUAUGCAAUCAAAUUAAUAGCAUCCUUUAUUAUGUCAACAAUCUUAACAAUUUACAUUGCAAUCAUGUAAUUUCAAAGAUUCUAACCCAACAUUAACAUCUAUGCAAUAACACCCUAUGUUCUUUCAAUAGGAGAACUAAUUGCAAAAAUAAUAGUUAAGGUCUAAUUAAGAAAACGAGGAACCUCAGUCAAUGAAGAAAGUUCAUCCUUUUUUAUCAUAAAAAAAUUCAUAACCUACCGUCAAGAUGCAUUCGAAUAAUAGAUCUAUGAAUCAAACACCAUCCCAAUAAAUACAGACACAAUAAAAACCACAGAUUCCUUCCAACUUAUAGUCCUUCCAAUCAAGUCAAAGCAGUUAAUAAUAGGCCUUUUAUUCGACACAAGUGCCGUAAUAGGCCAAUUCUCUUUAAUAUUUGACCAUUUCACAAUCUCCGAAUCAUAGAUAUUCAUAGAAAUCUUAACAAUCUUCAGUUUCUAAACAUCAAUCUAUUUAGCCAACAGAGUAUGCCUUUCUGCAUGAGCAAGUUCAUGUUCCAUUCAACCCUGGGUCGGACUUCCUCGAUUCAUCUAGGUAAAAAGAAUAGAUGGAUUUUGUUUCACCCACUAGAAGUAGUUAACGACCCUCAUCCAAAUUGAAGGACAUUUCUAACAAAAAAGCAAGAACUGUGUAAAAUACAACUAGUACUACCUUGGGUACUAGCAAUAACAAUGCGAAUAAAUAAGUAGUUAAUAAGAAACCUUAAUUAUUGAAGAGUCAAAGACCCUAAACCCAGAUGAGAUCUAAAUCACCUAAUGUUAAGAAAGUGCCUUUAAAGAAAUGAAUAAUGUGAUUUAAUUAACAAAAAUUUAAAUAUUAUAUUAAGAUAUUAUUA